GAGAUCUGGGUCUCUCUCUCUCUCUCUCUCUCUCUCUCUCUCUCUCUGGUUUCUAUUUUAUACACAAAGAAAUAACGUACAGAUAGAACCAGUUUCUCGAUCAAUUACUUUAGAAAUUCAACUCAAAUCGCCUAGAUUAAGUUGAAGUUGGUGGGUGUUAGUCGCCUGCAAUUGAAUUUGAGUUAAUUUAUCGGUUAGGGACUUGAAAUUUUUUGUAAGGGCACUGCUGGACUUAUACCGUUUAAGUUUAGCAGUUUGGACUGUAAACGUUAAUAUGGGACUUUGCUUGGGUAAGCAAACUGAAGGAGGUGAUUCUGAAGAGAAUGUCAAGUUUUCUGGUGGGAAUGUGCAUCUUAUCACCUCCAAGGAAUCUUGGGAUCAAAAAUUGGUAGAAGCGAGUGGGGAUGGCAAGAUUGUAAUUGCAAACUUCAGUGCAACUUGGUGUGGUCCUUGUAAGACAAUGGCACCAUUUUACCGCGAAUUAUCUGAGAAAUACCCAUCGGUCGUGUUCUUACUGAUUGAUGUUGAAGAACUAACGGAGCUCAGCACUUCAUGGGAGGUCAAAGCCACUCCUACAUUCUUCAUUCUUAGAGAUGGACAGCAAGUUGACAAGCAUGUAGGAGCCAACAAGUCAGAGUUGGAGAAGAGGAUAACCGCAAUUAUAGAUUCUACUACCCAACGUCAGAAUUGACUGCUAUGCAUGUUUCUAUCUAGUGAAAGGCUGCUCAAUGUUUUGUAUGCAUGUCGCUGCGAAUAUGGAUGCUUGGCUGUUGCCUUUAUUUUUUGGGCUAUUUUUCCUGUCUACUUGGCAUGUAAAUACCACUGUUAGGUGAAUAUCGUUCUUUCUUAUUUUGGCUUGAAAUUCUUGGGCUUUAAAGCUCAGAAUUAUUUUGAAUCUGCUUUUCCCAAAGACCGACUGAUCUAAGAAAUAUAAUAAUUUUAUUCUGCACUACUAUUUGGCUGGGUA
Carya illinoinensis is the source of this 967-nucleotide messenger RNA. RefSeq names its product thioredoxin H-type-like. NCBI's taxonomy places the organism in Eukaryota, Viridiplantae, Streptophyta, Magnoliopsida, Fagales, Juglandaceae. The record is from RefSeq and is a predicted model, not a curated record. The transcript is spliced from 6 exons. The coding region runs from base 275 to 691 and encodes 138 amino acids.